UAAUAAUAUUCUGAUUUGGAUUUAUAUAGACAAAAUAUUGAUAUGGAAUUCAAACCAAUCUUAUCUUGUCAUCAAAAUGUAAAUAUACGACUCAAGAAUGUUUGAAUGAAUCCAACAAUGGAUAAACAAGUCACAAUUUUUUAGCAACCCACAUGCCAUCAUCAUCAGUAUCUCUCCUUCCACCAUUUGAGUCUCAAGAUAGCAACGCAACGCAACAAGCAUGUCAACAACUACAUCAAUAGCCAGCCUGAAACUAUGGUCCAUCCUCUCUGAAUCCAAACGAAUCAUCAACGCUCACUCCCGUCACUUCCUUGCUCUCUCCGUCAUCUUCCUCCUUCCUCUCUCUUUCUCCCUCAUCGUCUCUCCCACCAUCUUCCACCUCCUCAGCACCCCAUCCAACUCCCCCACCAUCCACAUCCUUCUUCGUCAAGCAACGUCUCUACUGUCUCUGCAGUUGCGCACAGAAGAAGAUAUCAGGUUUACACCUAAAACAACCACUUCUCUUGAUUUACCUCUCCCCUUACCACUUCUCUUAUUGCCUCUCUUCUUCUUGUUCUUUCUCUCCCUCUGCUCUCUAGCCACCAUCACCCACAGCGUCUUCCACGGCUUCUUCGGCCGUCCCGUCAAACUUCUCUCUACAGUCACCUCUCUCCUCUCCUCCUUUCUUCCUCUCCUUACCACAACCAUCCUCUCCCACCUCAUCCUCUUCACCAUCUCCCUCCCCAUCCCCCUCCUCCGCCUCUCCUUCUCCUUCUCUGAAAUCAUUCGCACUGUCUCCGCCAUCCUCGUUCUUGCACUCUCCCUUCUCAUCUUCUACAUCCGUAUCUCAUGGACACUCUCCUCCGUCAUCGCCAUAGUGGAAAACACCUACGGAAUUCAACCACUCCGCCGGAGUGCUCAUCUGAUGAACGGAAUGAAAUACACCGGAGCUUCUUGUUUUUUCUUCUUUGCUUCUUUGGAAGGAAUUAUGCUGUGGAGUGGUUUUCUUCUAGCUAGAGUUGUUUCAGACAGUGGUUCAUGGAGGGAUUGGGCUUUUAUGGUUCAGAUUGUGUUGACUUCCGCCGUGAUGACAGUGUUGAUGCUUUACAACGCCGCCGCGAACACCGUGCUGUAUAUGUACUGUAAGGCUCUACAUGGUGAACUGGCGGAGGAGAUUGUGGAGGAGUUUGCGUGGCAGUAUGUGAGUUUGCCUUUUGAUGAUGGCAAAGUUCCUCAUGUGGUGUCUGUUGUACACGCUUGAGUGAGUUGUGAAUCUGUGUGUCUGGUUGUUGUAACUUGUAACAUACAUUUUGGUUUUGUAUAAAAUCUAUGUUAUUUUUAGAUUUGUGACAUAUCAAAUGUGAAAUUUGUGGAUAUUAUUGGUUAUUGAUUAUAUGCAGCAAAUGUGAAUUUUUUUAA
Medicago truncatula (barrel medic) is the source of this 1398-nucleotide messenger RNA. RefSeq lists its product as uncharacterized. The record is from RefSeq and is a predicted model, not a curated record. NCBI's taxonomy places the organism in Eukaryota, Viridiplantae, Streptophyta, Magnoliopsida, Fabales, Fabaceae. The transcript has a single exon. Bases 221 to 1240 code for a protein of 339 amino acids.